Leishmania major strain Friedlin is the source of this 2034-nucleotide messenger RNA. RefSeq lists its product as hypothetical. The record is from RefSeq and is a predicted model, not a curated record. Bases 1 to 2034 code for a protein of 677 amino acids. The transcript has a single exon. Lineage: Eukaryota; Euglenozoa; Kinetoplastea; Trypanosomatida; Trypanosomatidae.
AUGAUGUCCUUUCCUCGCGAUGACUGCGGCAGCAGCAGCAUGCCGGCUGCCCCGCCCCAGCAGCAGCAUCAGCGACAGCAUCAUCUGCUGCAACAGCAAUCGCGCCCUGCACAGAUGCCGACGGCGUCGUCGCAAGAGCAUGGGCAGUACUCCAUCUCUCCCGGGCCAUACAAUCCUUCUACUGCAGCCACCAUCCUUACUGCUGAUCAGCACCAGCAAUGUGACCUCCAGCAACGUCUGCUUCAGCAUAAGCCGCCCGCCGUGAACAUGUACGCUCUCACCUCGGCGAGCCUUGUGGAUGUGGGUGGCCCUCCCGGUGCGCAGUCCCCCAUGACAUCCAUGCAACCGCAACAGCACCACCAUGUCGCUCCUUCCCUGUCAAAGCAUUCGUCCUUGUCGGAGCUGAACAACCCGAACGCGACACAGCUGCACGGACUUCUCCCCGAAACUAGCGCCGCCGCCAGUGUACCUGGUCUCUUCCUGACGGCGCUGACUUCUUCGUCGCCUGCGCACCGUCGACCCAGUGUGCUGAGCAGUAACGACAACAGCGGUCACAGCACCAGCAGCCCCCUCCCCCUGGCCCAGCGACUGCAGCCUGUUUUUGUGGACACGACGUCGGCGGCGUCGAUCUUGUCCCCCUCCUCUCCAGAUCCGCAGCAGCUGCACAGAACGGCGGCCAUCACGCCCUUCACCACGUGCCCCCCUCUGUCACACAGAGCGCCGCCUCCGGUAGACGCCUAUCCCACCUCUCCACACUCGCCAGCUGGUUACGGUAGCGGCGGCAUCCCCUCACCCCUCCAACAGCACCAGCAGCAGCAACUGCACUUGCUCUCUGUUGGGGCUAACGCUGCGACACCAGAGGACCUGGUGCCCUUCGCCACCACCACCGCUCCCCCGUCGCUUCCCUCGCCGGGAGCAGUCGCGACACCGACCACGGCAACAGCGACGAGUCUCGGUGCGCUGGCGGGCCUUGACGACCUACAGCAGGCACAUGAGCGACCCUUUCGUUUCAAAGUACUGCCGCCGCCGCCGACGUUUGAGGGGUUCCUCAUGCUGUGGGAGACGAACGCGUCUGAUCGGCACUCUUCUGGUGCCACGACGAUGGGCGAGGACACGAGCAGCAACAGCAUCACGCAGCAGCAGCAGCAGGGAAUCGCUCACGGAGGGGGCCACAGCAGUGGCGGAGCUGCUCCAGCGAUGGAGCGAGGCAACGUGGAGGCGGUGCUGCGAGCGUCUACCAGUGAGCGUGCCGAACCCCGUCGGUCUGCCAGCGAUUUGGGCGCCUUGAGUGCUGCCGAAGACGACGAGGCCUCGGACGGCGCCGCGCCAUGCAAAGCAGCUGCAGCAGUCAAUGUGUCCGAUAAAACCCGCAUCAGCGGCAUGUCGGGCCAAACCAUACCAGAGCGGCGUGCCAUGGUCGCCCAGUACCGCCAAAUCCUCGAGCGAUGGUGGGCGUAUAUGGUGAUUUUCGCGAGUAAGCCCGAAGUACAGCAGCGGCUGGGCAACAUGCAUCUGUGUCCGUCUUUCGCAGAUGCACAUCAGGCGGUAGCAGCUGCUGUGGCAGCAGCAGCCUCACCGGUCGGAAGUGGGAGUGGGGUGCUUGAUGGUGGGCCGACGGACGCUUGGCAACCUAAUGUGCUCACCGUACCCGCGGCGUCAGCAGUCUCCCCGAUACCGGCGACGACAGCGGACCCGUUCAUAACGGAGGAAGUUGUCCUGCAGGCCUGGUCGACGCUACUGCUACAGUGGUGGGAAGAAACGAAGCAGCGCCGUCGUCCUCGGAGUCGUCACGGGACACUGUGCCGAGGAGCACCCCCAACUCGAAUGGACGACGACGGAGUGGACAGCACCAGAAGCGGCAACGAGACGCGCGACGCCGCGUCAUCGGAAAGUGUGCACUCCUACGAACUGUCGAGCGCGGAGGAGGGGCGCCUCACCCGAUCGCUGCCUCCGCCUGACCACGACGUCCUCCUGCACUUUAACUUCACGAUCCAGUCGGCGUCAAGCAGCCGAACGGACAGCUUGCAGUUGUGA